AUGUCUCAAAAAAUCCGUAGCACGGUUCCCAGUUCUAAACAUGCCGAUUUGUAUAAGUUAGGAUCACCACCAACAUGGAAAGAAUCAUAUAAACGUCGAUGCGCUGUCCGCUUAAAAGGUAGCAGAGCAAAAUUGCUACAACGCUACAGAGAUUUGGGAGAUGUGGAUACAUCAGAAAACAAACCUGAUUUAGACUCUAGUGUUGUAGACGAUGUAAUGCGAGAAGAAUGGGAUCUGAUGCAAAAUACUUCAGAAACUGAUUUCAAUGCAAUGCUUGAUACUAUGGAGCAAAUCAAACUAGAGCUAAUGCUACAAGAAAGAGAAAUCCUAAUGCAAUAUGACCGUAUGAAGGAGUUUGAUGAAUCAACUUUCAAGAAUGUUGUUUCUGAACAUGAUAGUAUAAAUAACUCACAUGUAGUGCCCUGCCCAAUAUGCCAUUCCAACUAUCUUGAAAAACAUCUCAACAUUAUUGUUUGCAAAUGUGGCGUACAGAUUGACACAGAACAAGACUGUAUUACUUUGCAACAUAUUGAUGUGCAAUUGAGAGUUGGGGUCAAUUCACAUACUGAGCACUGUGAUGCAAAACCAGUUUUUGGAUUGAUUGAAAACUUGGGAUCAAAAAACUUGCUUAUGUCCUGUAAUUCCUGUGAUUUUAUGUUUGUGGUAAUUUAA
Molecule: messenger RNA, 672 nt
Organism: Styela clava
Lineage: Eukaryota; Metazoa; Chordata; Ascidiacea; Stolidobranchia; Styelidae
Source: RefSeq, a predicted model, not a curated record